ACGGCCACAUCUGACGUUUGACAGUCACGCAUAAACGGACGCCAUUUUACUUCGAAGUACGUCGCGACACGGACGCGUUUUUCGACGACCAACCUCACACUUUCACGCGUGAAAAGCAGUUUUUCUUUCGCGACACUAUCGCAACCGUCGGGUCACGCGUCCGUUGAGAUCCUUUUCCAGUGCAGGAAGUGGAAAUUCGCCAAUUCUUGGACGCGACAAAUUCCGUUUCGGAGGUUUUCAGUCUGGGGGCCCCACAUUGACGUCUCUCCGGAAUGGAGCAAGUAAUGACAGACUUGAAUGCUAUGAUAAUAAAGAAGGAGAAGAAGAAGCGGAACCAACAUCAAAUGGUGAUCAUCAACGAGGAGGAGUUGAUCCGCCAGGUCGAGAUUCGGCCUGUGCUCUACGACAAAUCGCUUCGCGGGUAUCGGAAGUCGACGAUGCGGGACCAGUCGUGGAGGGAAAUCGCGAGUUUGCUUAACUCCACGGUGGACGAAUGUCGCAAAAGAUGGCGCAGUCUCCGAGAUGCCUUCGCAAGGCAUCACAAACACAUAAACGAAGAAGAUCCAAUCGCUAGUAAGAAAAAGAGAUGGCUUUACUAUGACCAAAUGUAUUUCUUAUCGCCCUAUCUCGAAUGCUCCGGGCCAGUGGAACAUUCGAACACCAUCACCACCCUACAAGACAACUCGCAGGGAACCAUAAUUAUGGAAAGCGAAGAGCCAAUUGAAGAAAUCCAUUCAUCUUACAAGAACGAGGAAGUAAACAGUGAACACGUUGAACAGAAUCACCAACAGACUGACGGCCAAACUGCUGAUACGGAGCAAACAAUUGACUUGUACGAAAAUCAGGUAAUGACUCGCUUGUUUGCAAGUCCAACAACGUAUCAGAUUGCCGAUUGUAAAACCAAUAAAUCGGUAAAUGAAACAACAACCGAGAACUAUACCGCCAUAGCAACGACAGAUCCUGAUGAACGUUUUCUACUGAGUUGUUCGCCAAUCCUUAAGCGACUGCCGACUAAGAAAAACGCUCUGGCGAGGUUGAAGAUUCAACAAAUUUUAUACAAUAUCGAAUUCGGUGAAUCGUAAUCAGGAGUGCUGCGGUCAACAAUGUACAAUAUAGAGUUUAGUUUAGCUGUUAAGAGCGUUACUGUCUUUUGAGAUAUGUACUGUAAAUAUGUAAUUUUUACAUAAAGAAUUAUUCCCUCAAAUGUAUUUAAAUUGAAAAUUUCAUAUUACACAACUAUGCCGGAUUUACAUGAGAUGUCCCUGAAAGCUCACUUUUAAAUGCAAUAGAUGUACAUACAUAUAAAAUGAUAUUUUAUUCACAUUUUAUUAAUAAAAUCAAAGUCAA
Hermetia illucens (black soldier fly) is the source of this 1347-nucleotide messenger RNA. RefSeq names its product transcription factor Adf-1-like. Gene Ontology annotation, cellular component: nucleus; transcription regulator complex. Lineage: Eukaryota; Metazoa; Arthropoda; Insecta; Diptera; Stratiomyidae. The record is from RefSeq and is a predicted model, not a curated record. Gene Ontology annotation, biological process: regulation of transcription by RNA polymerase II. The transcript has 3 exons. Gene Ontology annotation, molecular function: DNA binding. The coding region runs from base 273 to 1082 and encodes 269 amino acids.